UUCUUGAACCUCUUUCACGCUCAUGUCACGUCGAGGUACUGCAGAAAAAAGAACUGCAAAAUCUGAUCCAAUUUUUCGUAAUCGAUUAGUUAACAUGGUGGUUAACCGUAUUCUGAAAGACGGAAAAAAAUCAUUGGCUUAUCAAAUUCUCUAUCGAGCCGUGAAAAAGAUUCAACAAAAGACAGAAACAAAUCCACUCUUGGUUUUACGUCAAGCAAUACGUAGAGUAACUCCCAAUAUAGGAGUAAAAACAAGACGUAAUAAAAAAGGAUCGACGCGGAAAGUUUCAAUUGAAAUAGGAUCUAAACAAGGAAGAGCACUUGCCAUUCGUUGGUUAUUAGAAGCAUCCCAAAAGCGUCCGGUUCGAAAUAUGGCUUUCAAAUUAAGUUCCGAAUUAGUAGAUGCUGCCAAAGGGAGUGGGGGUGCCAUACGCAAAAAGGAAGCGACUCAUAGAAUGGCAGAGGCAAAUAGAGCUCUUGCACAUUUUCGUUAAUCCAUGAACAGAAUCUAUGUAUGUAGACACAUGGAUCCGUACAUCUCGAUCGAAAAA
This is a messenger RNA of Triticum dicoccoides, 550 nucleotides long. RefSeq names its product 30S ribosomal protein S7, chloroplastic-like. Gene Ontology annotation, biological process: translation. Gene Ontology annotation, cellular component: small ribosomal subunit. Bases 23 to 493 code for a protein of 156 amino acids. The transcript has a single exon. Gene Ontology annotation, molecular function: RNA binding; structural constituent of ribosome. Lineage: Eukaryota; Viridiplantae; Streptophyta; Magnoliopsida; Poales; Poaceae. The record is from RefSeq and is a predicted model, not a curated record.